UUUCAGAAAGUGUUAUAUUAGUUUUUAGGUACUGUUACACUGCAAUUUGUUUAAAAUAACAGCCGAAUGGGAUUGAUGCACCUGUGAAUGUGAUAGUUGAAGGAUACCUGGUGAAGCAUCUACUCUCUCGAAUAUAUUCUUGUAAACCUGAUUUUGGUGGUUCCACCGCUUUCUCCCAUCUUUAUGUAUAUAUAUCAUUUUAAAGUGGGUUAUGAUAUAGACUUGCUACAGAAGAAAUGGGCGGCGUUUGGUGGUGGAGAUGGUAUCUGAUAUUAAUAUUUGUAAUUGUAACCGGUGUCGCUUCUGCUACAGAAGAGGAGCCACUGCUCACCCGAAUAGCUUUUGGAUCAUGCGCCAAUCAAAGCGCUCCUCAGCCCAUCUGGAAUGCAAUUGUUGACUUUGAUCCCCAAGUUUUUAUUUGGUUGGGUGACAACAUUUAUGGAGACAUCAGGCGCCCUUUUAAAAUUUUUGGACAAGAAAGGACAAUUGGUCCAUGGAAGAAUGCUCCCAGGUUCAUUCCUUCCUCUCACUAUGAAAUGGAAUCCAGCUACCACCAAGCUAAGGCUAAUCCUGGUUAUUCUCGUCUUCGACGCACUGCUAAGGUAAUUGGCACCUGGGAUGACCAUGAUUAUGGAUUAAAUGAUGCUGGAAAAGAAUUUGAUAGGAAAGUCAUUAACCAGAGGCUUCUCCUCGAUUUCUUAGAUGAACCUCAAGACAGUCCUCGGCGCAAACAGGAAGGUGUAUAUAUAUCUUACACUUUUGGCCCUCCGACCAGACAAAUUAAGGUUAUUCUCUUAGAUACAAGAUACCACAGGGAUCCUUUGCGCAGUGAUGGAAGUAUGCUCGGGAGUUCUCAAUGGACAUGGCUAGAAAAAGAGUUGAAUGGACCAAAAACAGCCAUAACCCUGAUUGGAUCUUCUGUUCAGGUUAUAUCAAAUCUUUCAGCAACCACUGGUCCACUGUUUUAUUUGGAGUCUUGGGGGCGUUUUCCAAAGGAGAGGAAACGCCUAUUUAAAUUGAUAGCAGAUAGUAAGAGAGAAGGAAUAUUUUUCAUUAGUGGAGAUGUUCAUUUUGGAGAAAUCUCGAGAUAUGAUUGUGCUACGGGAUAUCCACUGUAUGAUAUCACCUCAAGUGGACUUACCCAAGCUGUUGAGAAGGUAGUCCCAUCACCAUUGCAUUUCAUAGUGAGAUUUGUUGCUUGGUUGACACCGACUACUAUGAGAGUAAUGAGUCAAAACUGCAGAUUCAAAUCAUGUACUUAUGGUGAACCCAAUUUUGGAGCAAUUGAAAUAAACUGGAGUGCUCCUGUGACUGUGAAACUGGAAGUGAGGGACAUGAAUGGAUGCCCUGUUACUGGUGUAAAGUUUCCAUUAUUGGAGCUGCAAUCACAUGGUGUGGACUUGAUGCCUUCCAUUAAAGUACAGCAUCAAAGGCACUGCACUCUUGAAGCAAAUUUGCCAUGGAUCGUCAGAUAUCGCCUGGCCAUUUUGUUCUAUUUGUCUGUGUCUGUGUUGCUUGCUGCAGUGAUAGGACUCGCAUAUACAGCUAUAUCAGCCUGCAGGCGAUGGCUGCCCAAGUGCAAGCUUGAUUGACCAAGUAUUGAGGGGGGACAUUAAAACUUGUAGGAUAUAUAGUUUGUCCUCAUUAUGAGGGUCAGUAAUUGGUGAAACGUUUGAAGUUGAAAUGCUUGCUUGUUUUUGUGAUAGAUAGAUUACAUCAUGCUGCAUGGCAUUAUCAAAGUGCAGGGUAAUAAUUGGCAGUGCUCCUCCUCCUCCUCAGUCCUCACCUUUAAUCUUGUGCAGUUUUCUUAAGGUACAAACACACGAGAGAGAGUAUAUAGUUUUUGAUGAUGUAAUGAUAUGAGAAGAUUAUGGAACAAACUGACAUCUGGGGGCUGAGUUCAAUUAGGCUGGAGAGACUGAUUAUCUUUGGUCUUCUGCUUCAGAGGUGUAAUAGGGUGGUUGUUGAACGAAAUACUCAUUUAUCCUCUUUUAGUUUCUGCGUGCUUGUGUAAAUGGAUGAGAAUUGGGAACACUUGGUUGAAGCAUUUAGUAUGGUCA
Molecule: messenger RNA, 2060 nt
Organism: Ricinus communis (castor bean)
Lineage: Eukaryota; Viridiplantae; Streptophyta; Magnoliopsida; Malpighiales; Euphorbiaceae
Exons: 9
Coding region: 237-1592 (451 amino acids)
Source: RefSeq, a predicted model, not a curated record